Molecule: messenger RNA, 1210 nt
Organism: Chenopodium quinoa (quinoa)
Lineage: Eukaryota; Viridiplantae; Streptophyta; Magnoliopsida; Caryophyllales; Amaranthaceae
Product: protein Simiate-like
Exons: 6
Coding region: 180-809 (209 amino acids)
Cellular component (GO): nucleus
Source: RefSeq, a predicted model, not a curated record
AGGGGAAACCAAAACCAAACCCCAUUACAUAAGUUGGUCCACCAUUUAUAAAUCUCUAAUCUUAAAAGAGUAAAUAAAAUAAUAAAAUUUAAGCAAACCGGCAGAACAGUCCCACGAGGGGGUUUGUUGUUUGUCCUGCAUCCGCUAUCAUCUCGCCGCAGUUGGUUUUCACAAAAACAAUGACAGAAACUGCUGAUUACCUCCCUAAUUCUCUCACUAAUUCCCCUCUAAAACCUCUACUUCAACAACAAAUUAAAUUUGAAGUUGAAGAAGAAGAUGAUGAAUUGAAGAAAUUACUUCAACCUGAUGUUUCCACUCUUCCCCUUUAUCCUCCUUCCGCUGUUGAAACCAACUUUGUUCGCUAUUUCGCCCUUGAUUUUAUGAAGGCAGGGCAUGAUCAAUAUGUGUAUCGUCAUGCUAAUGGGUUAUGUGUGAUUGGGUUGGCAAAAACCCAUGUAGCUCUUCAGGCUGAAGGAGGUGUUACCUCUGUAGAUUUUAAUGUUGGAAAGUCUGAUCGUAGCGAAUUGAAGGUCUCAGGGAAGCGCAAGAAGAAUGCUCAACACUUUCAACCAAAUAGUAUUUUGUGCAACGUCCAUAGUGGUGAUGUCCCCUACACUGUCAGGUGUUGUGUCAAAGGGCCAUUGCUUGAAGUCAAUAAUAAACUAAUUGAGAAUCCAGACCUGCUUAAUUCAUCGGCUGAAAGAGAAGGUUAUAUCGCAAUUGUGAUGCCAAGACCAGGAGACUGGCUGAAGAUUAAGGAAACGCUUGUGGAUUUUGAUGAGUUUAAGAAAUUACGAAAUCUCAGCUAACAUUAUUUUCUUGCUAGAUUUAUCCCUUGCAAUUGUAGCUGAUCAUAAAGCUCUCACUAACUACCAUAGAGCAGGUCCGAGCACCUCAUUCUAAUUGUUUUGAAGACGCUGAGAGCUUGAAGGGGGAUACAUUUAGACGUUGAAGCCAUAAGAAUCAGAUCUAGGACUAGGCCCACGGUGACCAAAUCUCGAAUCCUUCUAUGUUAUUGUAUGAUUUCCUUUAUAUUGUAUAUGUAACUUGAAUAAAUCUAGCAUAAGAAAUAUUGAUAACAUUGUUUUGUUGAAGGUUUUUUUUUUUUCUCCUUUUUUUUUUUUUUUUUUUUUUUUUUGUGUCUUGAAUUUGUUUUAUUCAUUGUAUUUGUAUACGUGUUCUGAAGAAGUUUUUCCUCCACGUUCAAAAA